CAGGUGUUUAUAUUCUACACCCCCUUCGCUGGUGAUUUGGCACAUCCCUUUGAUGUUUCCCGCACUUCUUGUUCCCAGUGUCACUGCGCCGGAACGCAUUCAGAAGAAGACCCAGAGGCGGACGGUCGAGAGUCUAGGUGCAUCGGCCAACAACUGCUGCAGGACAACAGUACGAUGGCAGGAGGUCAGAGAUCGUCAGAAUUCUGCCACAACAAACACGCAGGCUCCCUCUUACAGGGCUUACAGGAACUGCGAUCUGACAAUCUCCUGAUAGAUGUCACACUUUGUGUCUCCGGGAAAGAGAUUCCGUGCCACAGGAAUGUUCUGGCUGCCUGCAGUGGAUACUUUCGCGCCAUGUUCUGCAACGGACUUCGUGAGAGCAAUGAGAACAAGAUAACCAUUCGCGAGGUUAGCGCCGGUGCCAUGCAGCUCCUUGUUGACUACGCGUACACGUCCAAAAUCACCAUCACAGAGGACAAUGUUGUGAAACUGCUUGCAGGAGCUAACUUUCUACAAAUUGAACCCGUGUAUCGCGCAUGCAUGUCUUUCACGUGCAACAAUCUGAGUGCUAAAAAUUGUCUUAAACUGUUACAUCUUGGAGGAGUGCUAUCCUGUCCUGACCUGGAGAAGGAAGCCAAGUUGUACGCCAUGAAGGAGUUUGCAUCAGUCAGCAAAACACCUGAGUUUCUAUAUCUGACAAAGGAUCAGCUCAUCGCACUCAUCUCGUCUGAUGACCUCAAUGCUUCAGAAGACACAGUCUACACCGCAGUGAUGACAUGGAUCAACCAUGACACCAGGAAGAGGAAGAAGGAGAUGAGAGAGCUGAUGGAACAUGUCCGGUUCCCCUUCAUGGACAGGAUGUACUUCUUGGAGAACGUGGAGAGCAAUGAGGUGAUGCGAAAGUCGUGCCCGGGCAUCGUGACGGAAACUCUGAAGUACCAGCUGUUCCCAGGAGAGGUCCAGUCGCCCCGCACACGUCCCCGCCAUGUCAGUGGUCUGAGGGAGGCAGUAGUCAUCAUUGGAGGGGUAGAGAAAACAGAGAAAACUGGAGAGGGAUCAUACAUAACCAGCUCAAGCGCCAUUGCCAUGACUUGUUCUGCUGAGCCAUCAACUUCAAGUUGGGUUCCUUUGACUCAAGUGCACCAGGACUUUCUCAUGGCAUCUGCUACAGCUGUUCUGGACAGAAGGGACAUCAUUUUGUCAUGUGUCAAAGAUGUGUUUCUGAUUCAGCCUGAACUGAAGUCCUGUUCCAGACUUGCUGGAUUGAGAUUGGCCCGGGACUGCCACAGGCUAGCAGUGUUGCAGGGUAAAGUGUAUGCAAUUGGUGGGAGAAACCCAGCCUCACCUGCACUCACAAGUGUGGAGGUCUAUGACCGAAGCAAGAACAAGUGGACCCCAGGCGUACCUCUCCCACAGCCAAGGAAUGAGCAUGCAACAGCAGUGUUGGAUGGCAGCAUAUACGUGAUGGGUGGGUUUGAUGCCGACCAUAAACUAACAUCUACAGUGUACCGCUUCAGCCCGGGUGACUCCCAGUGGCAGUCCCUGAAGGACAUGCCUGAAGCAGCUGGACACACUGCAUCUGUGCUCAAUGGUAGCAUCUAUGUUGCUGGUGCAAGCUCGACUGUGCACUGUUUCAGGCCUAACGAAGAUGGGGGUCACUGGAGUGUUGCAGCAAGAGGUGUCCGACUCUGUUGCGGAAUGACAGCAUACAUGGGGAAGCUCUACAUCUAUGGAGGCCAGGACAACAACAGCAAUGGAAGCUCAGCAGUCUUCUGCCUGGAUCCGGAGACCGGGUCGUUCAACAGUGCAGGAACCAUGAUGAAGGGUUUGUUCUACCAUGGAUGUGUGACCAUACUCAAGUGCUGUUGAUGUAUGGUGAACAAUACUGGACUGUACAAAACCACAUGAACAGAUGAAUGUACUGCAGUUGUAGUUGUAAAACCCAGCAUUGUACCAUUUGGUACAGAAAUGGUUGUAAUCACGUUGCUUAAGGAAAGAUGCACAGGUAUGUCAGAAGACACCAAACUCUUUACCAUAUUGAAU
Branchiostoma floridae (Florida lancelet) is the source of this 2043-nucleotide messenger RNA. RefSeq names its product kelch-like protein 24. NCBI's taxonomy places the organism in Eukaryota, Metazoa, Chordata, Leptocardii, Amphioxiformes, Branchiostomatidae. The record is from RefSeq and is a predicted model, not a curated record. Gene Ontology annotation, molecular function: protein binding. The transcript has 2 exons. Bases 175 to 1869 code for a protein of 564 amino acids.